AUGGCAAAUCGACAUGGAGAUGGGGAGGGGGCGAAUGCCAUAAGGGAAAUGGAGCAAUCAGCUACAGAACUCCGAGGUAUGAAGGAUAAAGUGCUUGUUCCCUUAAAAUUUAGUUUUGAUAGAUUGGAGGAUGAUAUGCUUAGGAAUAUAUUUCUUUAUUGUAAUUGCUUCACUGAGGACUAUAGCAUAAUGGAAAAUGAGAUAUUAAAUUAUUACAUUGGUGAGGGAUUAGUAGAUAGAUUAAAUAGUUUGACAGCUGCUAUGAAUAAAGGUGAGUCUCUGAUUGGGAGCUUGAAAAUCGCUUGUAUGCUGGAAGAUGGAGAAUCUGAAGGUAGUGUGAGGAUGCAUGAUAUGAUGCGAGAGCUUGCACUUUGGAUUACUUCUUCGGAGUUAAAUAGUAGUUCCAAGUUCUUGAUAAGGAAUGGUGAAUCAUUUAAAGAGGCACCUCAGGCUAAUGAGUGGCUAGAUGCAACACAGAUUUCACUAAUGGAUACCCAAAUAGAGGAGUUGCCUGAAUUGGGAGAGAGAUGCCAAAAGCUAACCACUUUGCUAUUGAGGCGGAAUAGGAUCCUCACUGUUCCCCCAACAAAUUUCUUGCAACACAUGGAUCAUCUCAGCGUACUUGAUCUUUCUCACACUUAUACAUUGGAAUAUCUCCCAAGAUCCUUGUCAUGUUUAGUGAAUCUUCGUGUGCUUAGUUUACGGUGGUGUUCAAGGUUGAGAGCAUUGCCUGCCCUGGAAAUGUUGCGACAACUCCAAGUUUUAGAUUUGUGUCGUUGUUUAGCAUUGGACCAGCAAAUUCUUGGAUCUAUAUGCGUGGGAGGUAUGAGUAAUUUAAGAUACUUAGAUGUGACAAAGACAAAUGUUUCUAUUCCAGCUGGGGUAAUAUCUAGUUUGCUGAAAUUGGAGAACUUGAGGUUGUAUAGAGCAGAUAACAUAAUAUGGAGGAUGAGUGAAAAUGAAAAAUGGGAUUGGAGUGGCUCUGAUGGUAAAGGACAAUGGAAUGAAGGAAACAAUGAGAAUAAGGAGAGCAGUGGAUCUUGUGAUGACCAUCAGCCCUCCAUCAUUGAUGUAAGGGAGUUGCACUGCUUGACCCAUUUAACAUCUCUUGACAUUUCCUUCCGUGGUAUCAUUAUUUCUGAUUGGUUCAGACCUUUAGCUAAGAAGAUGAUGGCCUUGGUACUGGAGCAUUGCAGAGUUAUAAAACAAGACGCUAUACAAGUUCUCAAUGAAUCCCAAAAACUUCAAAUGUUAGAAAUUCAUGAAUGCCCAGGUCCGACUUGUGUGCCCAUUCGUGUUGGAUGA
Messenger RNA from Macadamia integrifolia, 1305 nucleotides. RefSeq names its product putative disease resistance protein At4g10780. Lineage: Eukaryota; Viridiplantae; Streptophyta; Magnoliopsida; Proteales; Proteaceae. Bases 1 to 1305 code for a protein of 434 amino acids. The transcript has a single exon. Gene Ontology annotation, molecular function: protein binding. The record is from RefSeq and is a predicted model, not a curated record.